GCGCGAGCUGAAGUUGUGUCACUCAGUAAGUCAGUCAGUCAGUCCAUGGUACCGCUGCCGAGCAGAUAACCUGCGAAAAGAUUCGUAAAUUGGAAACGCCAAGACGAACAACUAUUUUAUAAAAGAUAAUAUCUCAAGAACAGUUAAUCUGUUCCAGGCCCUACACACUGAGUGUAAGUUAGGGCAGCAGCAAUGUCAGGCGCCUACGAUGACUCCAUGAUCGAUGUGUCCAGUGACAGCUUCUGGGAGAUUGGUAACUACAAGCGUACGGUGAAACGGGUUGAUGAUGGCAAUCGGCUCUGUAAUGAGCUCAUGAGCUGCCUUCAUGAGCGGGCGCGCAUUGAAAAGGCCUACGCACAGCAGCUCACAGAAUGGGGAAAACGUUGGCGGCAACUUAUAGAAAAAGGGCCUCAGUAUGGCUCUUUGGAGCGAUCGUGGGCUGCCCUGUGCACAGAGGCGGAGAAGGUCAGCGAUCUUCACAUGGAGGUGAAAUCAGCAUUGAUGGGAGAAGAUUACGAGAAGCUGAAGAACUGGCAGAAAGACGCCUACCAUAAACAAAUGAUCGGUGGCUUCAAAGAGACAAAAGAGGCCGAAGAUGGUUUCCGUAAGGCUCAGAAACCUUGGGCCAAGAAACUUAAAGAGGUGGACGUGAUGAAGAAGUCUUACCAUUCGGCCUGCAAAGAAGAAAAGCUGGCCGUCAGCAGAGAAGCUAACAGCAAACUGGAGAGCAACAACAACCCCGAGGCUCAGAAGAAACUCCAGGAAAAGGUGGAGAAGUGUCAGCAGGAGGUCCAAAAGACUAAAGAACGCUAUGAGAAAUCCCUCGACGAGCUUGACAAGUUGAACUCUCAGUAUAUGGAGAACAUGGAGCAGGUGUUUGAGCAGUGGCAGCAGUUUGAAGACAAACGGAUUUGCUUUUUCAAAGAGUUGCUACUGGAAGUUAAACAGCACCUGGACCUCUCAGCCAAUCCCAGAUUCCAGACAGUCUACCACACGCUGGAAGACACAAUCACUGCUACAGAUGCUGAAGAAGACCUAAAAUGGUUCCGGUCCAAUCACGGCCCAGGCAUGCCAAUGAACUGGCCCCAGUUUGAGAAUUUGGACUGGUCGCAUCCUCGCUCCUUUAAGAGAAGGUCCAUUGUAGACUGGUCCAUAGACCUGAACCGAACCAUGAGCAGACGAGAAAAGAAGAAACCAUCAGAGGGCGUCACACUGACAGGAAUCAGUCAGACUGGGUCAGACCAGCCUGUCCAGCCUGCCAAGACCAGCAGCAGCCUGACUGUGCCCACUAAAACAGCACCAGUGGGCUCAAACCCAUUUGAAGAUGAUGAAGAUGAGGAGGAGGAGAUGGCAGAGGAGCAGCAAACCACAGUCAACCACAUCACUGUCAAUAAAGAGGAAAUAAAAACUGCCAGCAGCAAGGAAAAGACUCCAGACUGGUCAGAUGAGGAUGCAGCUGGUAACCCUUUCUCUGCCAACGGGGAAGGAAAUCCAUUUGAAGAUGAGCCGGCCUCUCCAGCUGUAUCUGUGCCUGUCAGAGCCCUUUAUGACUAUGAGGGACAGGAACAGGACGAGCUGAGCUUCAAAGCAGGGGAUGAAUUUACCAAAAUCGGGAAUGAAGAUGAUCAGGGUUGGUGCAAAGGCCGGCUCAAAGAUGGAAAAAUAGGCCUUUAUCCUGCUAAUUAUGUAGAGGACAUCCAGUAAUGAAUUAUAGGUGAUGGAUGUGAAGAGUGUUUUUGAGACUUGACAAUUCAGACAGAAACGGAGGACUCGGCCUGAUUUUACUCCGUUUGUGAAGACUGGAUGGAAGCAGGAGUUCUCUGGUUUUUACAAAAAGACCACCUGAUACCGUUUCUUCCUACAGACUGAAAAACCACGUUUCCAGACAACUUCAGGAAGAUCACAGAACAGUUGCUGUUUGUGUAAAAAAUGUCAAAUGUUACUUAAAAUCCCAUUUAUGCUGUUACAGAAAAAGCUAUUCAAAUAUAUAUUAGCUAAGACUCAAUGAAAUGUAUGUGUGAAUUUAUAUAUCGUCAAACGAAAACACUGGGAUGACAGUCGAGAGCUUGUCUUGCAAUAUUAAAUGCAGCCUUAAUAUGUGCGCCACUUUUAAUUCAUUAAGCGAGAUGAACAUUUUUAUAAACAGAAUUUACGCCAGUAGAAACCAGUCCAUUCUUGUAAAAUAAAUGUUUGUUUUUUGGCCGAAUUAAGCCUUCAUUGAAGCAUUUAAAAGUAGUGCUUACAUUAUCUUGUCAUUCAUUUUCAGGGUUUUGAUCAUCCUUUUCAGGUCCUAGCUGUUCUGGUUAUUUUAAGGAAUGAUAAAGAUCAUUAGCAUGUCAUCUUCACAUCUCCUUAACUCAUAAAUAAAUAGGUUUCAAGUCACUGCAGAUGAAUGUAUACUCAACGAUUGUAUUUUUUUUUUUUUCCUCACCUAUUGAUCACUUUUACUGACGUUAGCUCUUCACAACCACUGACCUAUUCCCCUCUCAUUGAUUGUAGAUUUUAGCAUUUGAUGGUUUUCUUUCAAGCAACACUGAAUGUUUUUCUCACUCUUCUACUUACUUGAAUCUUCAUGUUUGUAGUUCAAUCACUUCUCUCACUUAUGGGAGACAGUUGUAGUAUUUUGGUUCUUAAAACCAUACAAGUUUUAGCAAUAAAGCACAGGCAAGCAUGGUGUUGCGUACAUGCAUGCAUGCAUGUAAAUAGCCUGAUCUUGGCAUAUUAGAACAAAUUAAGCAUAACAAUCACAGGAAGUGCAGGUGAAAAUUGUUAAUUUGUGAAGCCACGUGCUUGUAUUUCGGUCUUUUUGGAAUACUGUGACUGAAAAUCAGUUUAUUAUUAAUUGAAUGUUUUAUUCUUUGCAUUUUUCCAUAAUUUUUCCUUCAUAGAGGGCCAUUUGCAUUGAAUUAAUCUGCAAGUUUUUAGUGAAUAGCUGUUCAUCUCUUAAAAGCUUAAUAUGAAUAGAUAAUUCUUUUUCACAACAAACACUUACUUUCCCCACUAAGUAUUUAGUCUGGUUGUAUUUCUGUAAAGAUAAACUGCAGACUUUUCUUCACAAGCUCUAAAUUUUGAAAUGCUUGAUUUAUCGUUUCCAUAUGUUUGUAACAAUGAGAAAUGGGAUGUUUUGCCAUGUUUUCAGGGCAUGCUGCUGUCAACAGGCUGUAGCAGCUGUACUUGCACAUUAAAUGUUUGUAAAUGUGUCACAACAUAAAUAAAUUGAUUUAUUGGACAAAAGGUUUUGGCCUUAUUA
Melanotaenia boesemani (Boeseman's rainbowfish) is the source of this 3250-nucleotide messenger RNA. RefSeq names its product protein kinase C and casein kinase substrate in neurons 2 (gene pacsin2). The record is from RefSeq and is a predicted model, not a curated record. The transcript is spliced from 12 exons. Bases 193 to 1704 code for a protein of 503 amino acids. Lineage: Eukaryota; Metazoa; Chordata; Actinopteri; Atheriniformes; Melanotaeniidae. Gene Ontology annotation, molecular function: protein binding; phospholipid binding. Gene Ontology annotation, biological process: plasma membrane tubulation; cytoskeleton organization; regulation of endocytosis. Gene Ontology annotation, cellular component: cytoplasm; endosome; plasma membrane.